AUGUUCUACCUAAACUUUAGCUUUGAGGCAAAGACGCCUGCAAGAACAAUCAAAUUGGAAAAUACAUUCUCUGAGAAUAAACCUCAAGGAGUUUAUGAACAGGUUGCAAAGCAGAUAGAUGACUUUAAGGUCGCAAUUUUAAACGAAAUACAAGAAAUAAUACCACCUCAGCCAGCUGAAGAGACUAAGGAGGAACAACUUGCGACAGUUCAGGCCAAAGGAGAUGUUUCCCGGGCUCAAAUUGGCUCCUCGCCAGAACUAAGCAAAGAAGACCCCAAUAAAACACAAAAUAAUGGAAAAUAACUUAAAAUCCAAAGAAAAUAGUCAAUUACCGAGCAUUGAGUUAGAUAAAGCUUCUGAACCCACCGAGGACUCUAUAAUGAAGAGAAGGAAAGGAAGGCCUAAACUACCACCUCUGAUUGUUAAUACUAACGAUUUACAGAUUAGUCUUGGAGAAAUUUUAAGAGAUGAUAUUCUCGACACAAAGUCUCAGCCCAAUUUCAGAUCAGACAGUAUUAGAUUAAAGAUUAUGAGACGAUCUACGAUGAUUCCUUACUUAAUCCUCCUCGAAACUCAUCGUAAAAAUGAGAGAAAGGACCUUGCAGGGGAGAAUAUAGAGAAGGCGUACAGGAGAUGCUUCUGGGAGUUCAUAGAAAUAUGUUCAAAAAAUUCUAUCAUUAUCUAUAACAUCAGAGAUUUAGGGUUCGUCGCUUUCAUUUCUUUCAGAUUUCCCUUCUCAAAAAUCAGACAUUUUCUUCAAAAUGAUGAGGAAAAGGAGAUCUACGAAAGAGUAAAGAAAUAUAAGAAAAAGCCUUCUCUUCAAGCUUUAAUGGACCUCGAAAGUCCUCCCGUGUGGGAGGUCAUGAGAGGUCUACUCAAGAUCCAGAAGAAGCUGUGUGAGAACUUCCUCGAGGACAAGCCCCUAGAAAUCCUCAGAUCUCUCAUUAUGAAGCUCGAGUUCAAGCUGAAGGCAUCUAGAAGGCUGAUUCAAAAUCAAUAGAAUCAGAAUUUUAAAGGGAGAGUGACCAGAUAGGUCAAUUUUGGGAAAUUAAGUGAACAAUAUAGUUUAUUUUCUGUUGUUUCAAUUACG
This is a messenger RNA of Moneuplotes crassus, 1090 nucleotides long. The record is from the annotation of a GenBank genome assembly. NCBI's taxonomy places the organism in Eukaryota, Ciliophora, Spirotrichea, Euplotida, Euplotidae.